AGAGAAUAAAAUAGCCGCUUCUUUCGGGGCGAGGGUCAUAUCCUCAGUAAACCGAGCCAUUCCGUCCAGCUGUUACCCUCAAACGGGUCUUGGGGUCGUGAUUUCUCUCUAGGAACCUCGGAAGAUCUGGCAACACUGCCCUUCUCUGGUGCAGAAAGCCAAAUUUCCCCCAGUGAACUAGGAAGAUUGCUGGCUUUCCCAGUCGUCUGGGUAAUCUGAGGGCAGGACCUGUACUAGACGUGAGGGCUAGACUGGUGGCCAAAGCCUCUCCUGACCUCCCGACCCUCGCUCGACUCGCGCUGCACAUUCCCUCCGGGGGGGGGGAGGAAGGGCGGUGCAGUCACGCGCACAUCUCACUUGCGUUCACACACGCGUAAGGCUCACAUACUCCGCCCCGCACACCUGCGCUCCGCCCCUUGGUCCCAGGCCCGCAACGCGAGUAGGCAUUUGGGAACCCAGGACGGUUUCGGAGGUGCCCCCAUCCCCGCCCCCAUCCCCUCCAUUUCCCUGGCCGGAGUGGUCCGGAGCCUGUCGCGGUUCCCAACUGGCCCACAUCAUUCCCUCCCCCCGUCUGCCGCGGCACCGGUAUCCGCAGCCACCAGCCCGGAACCGGUGAGGCGGCAAAGGGGGGAGGGGGAAGAAGCAAGGGAUGAGCUCCGGGAGGGCGUCGGGGGCCCUGAGCCGGACGAGGACGCCCCUGGAGCCGGGACCCGAGCCGGAGCCGGAGCCGGAGACAGAACCAAACCACCGGUACCGGCUGAAGACGAUGACGUGAAUGAGGACACAGUAGAGCGGAUUGUUCGCUGCAUCAUCCAAAAUGAAGCCAAUGCUGAGGCCUUGAAGGAGAUGCUAGGGGACAGUGAAGGAGAAGGGACGGUACAGCUCUCCAGUGUGGAUGCCACCUCCAGCCUGCAGGAUGGAGCCCCUUCUCAUCAUCACACAGUACACCUUGGCUCUGCAGCUCCUUGCAUCCACUGCAGCCGCAGCAAGAGGCCCCCACUUGUCCGCCAGGGUCGCUCUAAGGAAGGAAAAGGCCGCCCAAGACCUGGAGAGACCACUGUAUUCUCAGUGGGCAGAUUCCGAGUGACACACAUUGAGAAGCGCUAUGGCCUUCAUGAACACCGUGAUGGUUCCCCUACAGACAGAAGCUGGGGCUCUGGUGGAGGACAGGAACCAGGGGUUAGUCAGGUGGCUGGAGGGCAGCCUAGGACAGGGACAGCUGCCAUUGAGAGGCUGCUCCCUGAGCCACCACCCUCCCAGGCCGCAGCCACCCACCCAGUGCAGAAUGGAAGACUCAAGGAUGCCAGCCUAGUCCCUUGUACACUUGAGGGGACCCCUGGUACCUCUGCAGAACUGAACGUGGGCACUAGAGGGACAGGCCCAAGCCCAGGGCUGCCUAGUCAAGAAGCAAAUGGACAGCCAACCAAACUGGACACCUCAGGUCAGCAGGACUCUCUACCACCAGAAGCAGGGGGUAUGUGAGGCGAGUCUCCCUGAGCUCGAGAUCAGCCUCAGUCUUCACUGUGCUGAUGGAUUACCAGCAGGCAUUGCCAGGGGACAGCCAGCCAGGAAGACUCUCCCCUCCGCUGGCCAGCUCUGCCGCUCAGCUGAGGGACCAGCUCUACUUCAUCUGGAGAUGGUCCUGACUGAGGGACCUCAGGAGGAGCCCCUCGCACUUCCUGGCCCCUCAUCUUUUCCCUUUCCCCACCUGCCAACAGGUUGCCUGGCCUGCCUUCCCCAAAACCUCGCUCCACAUGCUAGAGCGUGGCAGCUGGGACCAGGCCCUACCCUCGGUGGGCCCCUAAAGCAAUAGCACCUUAGGCUCCCUGCCGUCUUGGCACAAGAGGCCCAAGCCCUGUCUUGGACUUCAUACCCUUUAUUCACUGUCAAUAAAUCCGCUCAGACCAUUACA
This is a messenger RNA of Rattus norvegicus (Norway rat), 1912 nucleotides long. The record is from RefSeq and is a predicted model, not a curated record. NCBI's taxonomy places the organism in Eukaryota, Metazoa, Chordata, Mammalia, Rodentia, Muridae.